ACCUAAAAUCUAAAACUGUUUUGUAUACGUCAAAUUCCAGAAAAUUUAUAAAUAUAAUGUAAAUAUUGCUAAUCAAAUAAAUUACCCAAUUGGUACAAUGAGUCGUUUACAACAAGAAAGUGUUGAGAAUCGAAAAGAACAUAAAAUCCAAGAAAAUAUUGCUAAAUGGCAAUCUGUAGAAGAUCCUCUAGCCCCUUUGUCAGAACAACAAUUGGAUGUUAUUUACGAGUUAGGCGAUUUGGUGUCAAAUUUAUAUAGUAAAACUGAGGCAGAUAAAAUAGAAGAGGUAACUAAAAAAGGAAAUGAGGUACCAGAUGUAAUUUAUAAAAUGCAAGAUUUUAUUAAAUGGACAAUCGCAGUCGAAGAAGAUAUCAAACAUGAAAACCUAAAAAGAUUCCAAAACUACUACGAAAUGCUUGCACAGUAUCAAUCUAAAUCGAAAAAUCUUUAUGAUUUAUCCAAUAAUGCUUUAGAUUCUUUAAACAGUUUAAAAGAAAAUUAUGAGAGUGUUACUGAAAAAACAAACUAUUUACAUGAUCUUAGUGAGCAACUUAUGGCAAACCAACGGAUUCUUAAAGAAAAGAAACAACUUUUAAAUAGCAAACUACAACAUUUUACAAAUUUUAAUAAAUGCCAGGAAAGUAUUGAGAGAUUAGGAAAUAGAGUGAAUACUGAAGAUUGUACAAACGUUUUAGAUAAAAUAGAUGAAAGUGUAACCUAUUUGAAUGCACAUCUACAUUACAAAGAGUCUAGAAUUUACAAAAUGAAAUAUGAAAGCUUGUUGAAUAAUAUACUUAAUAAAAUAUAUGACUAUGUUAAUAACAUUUUAAUAGAAACUACAAAACAGGUAAUAGAACCAGAUUUAAAGAUUCAGACAUCUAAUGCUCCAAAUUUUGUUGACUCUGCUUUCUCUCUGUACUAUGGAAAGUUCCAGAGUGUUUCAUCCAAAGUUAAAUUUGUUUUAAACAAUCUUGAAGACCGAGAAGACAAAAAUGAGCAGUAUAAAAAUGUUCUAAGUGACUGCAAAAAAUCAUUCUUUGCUCAAAGAUUGCCUAUAUUAAAUGUUGCUGUUGGAAAAGCCUUGAAUGAGUUGAAAGAAAAGUACCAGAAAGAUCAUAGUGCUUUAUUCAGAUCCUGUAGUUUAUUCACUUUAAAAGUUUGCCAAGAUGAGGCAACAUGUUACAGUUAUUUUUUCUCUAAACAGUCCAGUCAAUUGAAUGAUUAUUUAGGGACACUUUGCCAACAUUUGUAUGAUACUUUAAGACCAAAUUUAAUCACUAUUAAUCAUAUAGAGGUCUUAUGCGAGUUAUGUGGGAUUCUGAGAACAGAGCUGUUGAAUGAGAAGGUAAUGGAUAUGUAUCAGUUAGGUAAAUAUGUCGAGGUUAUCAGGCAGUUAUGGCAGGACGUCGAGGAGCGCCUUGUUUUCAGGACAAAUGUAUUUUUCCAACAUGAUCUUCUUAAUUAUAAACCGUCACCUGGCGAUUUGGCAUAUCCAGAAAAAUUGGAGCAAAUGGAAUGCAUUGCAGUGGAGUUAAAAGAGAGAUCUGAUUCCAGAAGCUCAGUUGUAUCCUUAGAAUCACAAGAAGUUGCUCAUAUAAAUGCAGCAGAAAUGGCACAUUUUCGGUCAUAUACUGGAAAUUCUCCAGCUGAUUUACAUGGCAUGUGGUAUCCCACUGUCAAACGCACUCUAGUUUGCCUUUCGCGUUUGUAUUUUUGUUUGGAUAGAAACACUUUCCAAGGUUUAGCGCAAGAAGCUCUUGUAAUUUGUAUCGAGACCGUUCAGGCGGCGGCCUCGCUCAUAUCGGCCCGUAAGACGAAGGUGGACGGUUUUCUUUUUCAAAUUAAACAUUUAUUGAUUAUCCGUGAGCAGAUUGCUCCUUUUCAGGUGGAUUUUACAGUGAAAGAAACAACAUUGGAUUUCAGUACGGUCCAAAAGGCCGCAAUGGAUCUGAUAAGUCACAGAAAUAAAAUCUUUACUUUUGGAUCUCACAAUGCUUUGUUGGAAUUUUUAUUAGAAGGCACUCCUAAAGUUAAGGAGUAUCUUGUCGAUUCCAGAAAAGAGAUCGACAAACAAUUGAAGCAUUCCUGUGAAACGUUCAUUUUGCUUGCAACCCACAUACUUGUCGGAAGUAUUCUUCAAUGGGCUCAGUUAUCGGAGAACUAUCUGCAAACACUUGGUAAAUUAGAUGAAGCAUCUCAAGAUGUGAGUUUACCAAAAAAGGAAUUCGCGACAGCCCAGCUACUGUCUACAACGAUAAACGAAGUUCAAAAAAAUAUAAAAACGAAAAUUCCCGAAAUCCAAAGGUCAAUGCAACUGUAUCUCGCCAACAGAGAAACGGAAUUUAUCCUCUUUCGACCGAUCAAGAACAACGUCAUCAAUGCUUUCAUGCAAGUCGACCAGAUUCUGCUGAGAGGGGGCUAUAGCGAUGAGGAUCAGUUGCUGGUUGGAUGCCCUUCGCCUGAACAGGUCAAUAUCUUGAUUUGUUCGGUGUCACUGACCACUGGACAGGAUACUAAAACUGUUACUGUUUAAUUGUGUAUAUUUUUGUUAAAAAUU
Molecule: messenger RNA, 2557 nt
Organism: Psylliodes chrysocephalus
Lineage: Eukaryota; Metazoa; Arthropoda; Insecta; Coleoptera; Chrysomelidae
Source: the annotation of a GenBank genome assembly